AUGGGAGCCGCUGCCAGCAAGACCUCGUCCGCUGUGGCGUCGUCUUCGCGCAGCCGCGUGAUCCGCACUAACGUGUCGCUGGAGCAGCUGAUUGCUCUGUCUCGUGGUGCUGUCACGGAGCUACCGGCGCAGACUCAAGUGGAAGCCGUCGAGAUGUCGGCGACGCCCAUCGAUUCACAUGGUUCCCACGUGGAGCUGAUGGAGAUGCAGACGCAACUGCUGGACGACGUUCAGAAGAUCGAGGAUUUCGACCGCGUUAAGUUUCUCGAGGAGAGCACACGCGCCUUCGAAGCCACUGCCAGUAGCCACCGCCCGCGAUCAUCGCAGCCUGUACGACUCCCAACCGAUAAGACCAGCGCUGCGUCUUCAUCAGGCAUUGGAGGCAUCGACGAGGAAGAAAUUCGAGGCCGUUUAACCUCGAGAGAUCUGCGUACUUUAUUGCGUCUUCACUACGAGAAGCCCAUGAGCUGGACACACGAGGUGCUCGCAGACAAGUAUGGACUCGAUAUCGACACCAUGCGCAGCAUCCUCAGCAGCGUGGGUCCGCCAAACGUCCUGCCUCCACGAGGCACAUCCGAACACCCGCUUGGCGUGUGGUUCAACGCUCCCGGGGAACUACUAGCGCAAAGCAAGGAGCACCCGUAG
Molecule: messenger RNA, 645 nt
Organism: Phytophthora infestans T30-4
Lineage: Eukaryota; Oomycota; Peronosporomycetes; Peronosporales; Peronosporaceae
Exons: 1
Coding region: 1-645 (214 amino acids)
Biological process (GO): mitochondrial respiratory chain complex I assembly
Cellular component (GO): mitochondrion
Source: RefSeq, a predicted model, not a curated record